AACUAUGGAGCCGUGAUGGAUGCCUACAUAACUAACAAAAUAGAAACGUUUCACUCAGAUACACAGACAUAAAGCAUCUUUCUGUGUCCAUCAACUCACUCUUUGAUCCCCUUGUAGCUCCCUGUCUUGUCUGUCAGCGCCAUAACUUCCUGUUAUUGAAUGCUUCAAAAAGUCACCAACUCCUCCUGAGUUCCUUUUUGUCCAGUAUUUCUAAUUCCACUAUUAAUCACUUUAAUUCAGACAUUUUUUGCAACCAAAGCCAAGAAUCUGGACUUUUUUCCUCCCACAGCUUCCUCAUCUGUAAAUCUGCUUAUCAUGAUCUCUGCAAUAUUACCAGAAUUCAUCCUUAUCUUGACCCUUGCUCUCUUGAAAUACUUUGUCGUUGCUUAAUCACUUGCUGAUUAGUUGCCUAUUAUUCCUUCUUUUAUGGUUGUUCUAAAUCCUUAGGGCCAGUUUGUGAUCUCACUCAUAGCAAUUUAAAUAGGAGUAUCUCCAUUGACAUCACCAGUGUCACUCCAGAGAGAAGAAUUCAUGCCCUUUACUUCUUAAAUUUGAAAGUGUCCAGACAGCUGUAGCCAGAUUUCCUCUAGCAUGGAGGAACCUAGCUGUCUAUUGCUAAUGCACUCAUCACAGCCAACUAAUUCUCUUCUCACCCAUCCUCCAUCACCGUGCCUUCCUAUGAAGUCUCUGAAUCAAAUUUAACUUUCUUUUCCUGAUUAUUAAAACUCUCCACGGACUCUCCUUCCCCCUGUAUCGCUGACUUCAUAUCUCUCUGCGCGCUAUACAGUCACCUCCUCCUUUGCCAUCUGUCUCCUCUUCCCCUAGUGAUUUCUGAGUUUCAAAUCUUAUUUUAAAAAAAUUCCCGUUUGCUUUUGUGCUCGAUGGACCCUGCACUACCCUCCCGAUUGUUGGGUUCAUCUGCUUUCCAUCAUAAACCCCCCCACUAGUGAUAAAUUUGGUUAACGGGCUACUGUGGGCAAGGUUGGCCCCUCCUCUCUAGCCUUGUCAGUCAUGUCAGGGGUGGAAUAACAGUUUAAAAGGCCGUUGUUCAAGACAGUUGUUGGGCAGCUCUGGGAGAAAGCAAACAGCAGCUCUGAAGAGGGGCGCCUGGAAGGCUUCAGAGAAACUGCCCUCGAGAAGCUCACCCACUGAUCUCCCCUGCGUCUACAAGCAGACAACAGACGCUGAUAUACUGGACUGGCAGGAUAGGUUCAGCAAGCCUCAGGGGAAGACUAGCUGCUAGAAAAGCGGAAAUCAUUUUGAAGAAAUGAACAGCUGAAAUGAAAACCAAAUGAUUUCAUAAGAAACAUCCUGUGAGAACACACUGUUGCAACUAAUGGAAGCCACUUCGCAAAGGUCCAGUCAUCUGUGCCAUGAAAAUGGUGACUGGAUGUCACACCUGCCAGAAAAUCUCUGGGAUGUUCCUCUCCAUAAUUUAUCCCUUCCAGGGAGCCAUGACACUAUGACUUACUGUUUGGAUAAAAACUCUGAUAUAAGUGUCAAUGAAUCAAAGCUGUUGCAGGUGAUAGAUAAAUGUAUGCCCUGCAUCAUACAUCCUAUUAUUAUGAAGUGGUCUAUAACACAGGUACUAAAUGUGUCAAAACAACUGGAUGCCGGGAUUAGAUAUUUGGAUUUUAGGAUUGCUCACAAGCCUGAUGACUCUUCUAUGAAUUUGUACUUUGUGCACAUGGUGUACACAACGGCUGUAGUAGAGGAUAUUCUGUGGGAAAUUUUAAAGUGGUUGCAGGCCCAUCCUCAGGAGGUCGUUAUCCUUGCCUGCAGGAAUUUUGAUGGAUUGACCAAGGAACUUCAUCAUCAUCUUAUCUCCUGCAUAAAAAAGAUUUUUCAUUCUAAACUGUGUCCAAAAGAUGUGGUUCCAACGCUACGGAACAUGUGGAGAUAUCGGUACCAGGUUAUCAUCUCCUAUGAGGAUGUGACUGAAGUAAUGAAUCACCGUGAACUAUGGCCUGCAAUUCCAUAUUGGUGGGGAAACAAGACUGCAGCCCGAGAUCUUAUCCAGUAUCUGGAACGUAUGAAAAAGAAUGGGCGCCCAGACUGUUUCUUUGUUGCAGGGAUUAACCUUACUUCAGACUUAGAGUACAUUCUGGCACAUCCAUUUGGAUCCUUGAAGAAAAUGGCCCUUUCUAGCCUUCCAUACUUGAAACUCUGGAUAAAGCAACAGUAUCCAGGACCAAAGAGGGACUGUAUCAACAUCAUUGCUGGAGACUUCAUAGGAAAUUAUGAUUUUGUAAAAGACGUGAUAGAACUUAACAAGAAAAUCAUCCCUCCAUUACAAUACCUUGGUAAUGAGACUGAAUUAAAGGAUGUUUCAUGACUUUCAGCUUCAUAACCUUGGUAUGAUUGAAUAGCUUUUGAUCAGCUCUCACAGGGAAGGCAAUUUUCCUGGUUCAGAUGCAUCAUGUGCGUAUAUAAAUGACGUUUCUUCCUCCCAGGGAUGUUGUGAAGAUUCAUUAGUUGACGCUUUCGUACCAAAAUGAGACUUUAAAAUAGCCAAUGCUUAUGGCAAGCAAAACUUCCUUUAACUAGGGGAGGGAGAAGAGCAAGAAGGUGUCUCCUUAAGUUUUCUAGAGCCCUUGCCACGUAGGUGUAAUUUAGCUGGGAAGAGCAUAAAUAUUGCAGUAACUGGUGUUGGAGAAUAUCCUAAGAACCUUACUCAUCUUUCGCAAAACUUAGAAAAUAAAUUUGU
This is a messenger RNA of Mauremys reevesii (Reeves's turtle), 2707 nucleotides long. RefSeq names its product phosphatidylinositol specific phospholipase C X domain containing 1 (gene PLCXD1). Gene Ontology annotation, molecular function: phosphoric diester hydrolase activity. The transcript has 8 exons. Gene Ontology annotation, biological process: lipid metabolic process. The record is from RefSeq and is a predicted model, not a curated record. Bases 1337 to 2335 code for a protein of 332 amino acids. NCBI's taxonomy places the organism in Eukaryota, Metazoa, Chordata, Testudines, Geoemydidae.